Messenger RNA from Heterobilharzia americana, 1463 nucleotides. The record is from the annotation of a GenBank genome assembly. NCBI's taxonomy places the organism in Eukaryota, Metazoa, Platyhelminthes, Trematoda, Strigeidida, Schistosomatidae.
GAAACGAAAUGAUUGACUUUAGGCGCACUCCUUGUAGUACUCUGUGGACUAAGCACUCUCAUCAAUUCGAUUCCGACGGGCUAUGUGGUGGUGGUAGUUAUCUUCCGUCUGUAUGUGAUCCUAUACUGAACGCCCUAAACCGACUGUCAGUCAGCCCAGAGUCUUCGAAAUGGCGAAAUUGUUCCUCCGGUGAAUGCCAGCAUGAGGAUAUCAUCGUCCAUCCCGGUCGCCUCGUCAAUACAAAUACCGAAUUUACUAAACACAGUUUGACACUGCUUUGUAUUACUGCAGGAAGUACAUCUCGUGAUCCGGGUCAAGAUUCGCGUCCAUGUAUUGAUGAUUUGGUUUUAAACAUGAGUACUGGCAGCGAACGUUCGCAUAUCCCUGUUGAGUAUGUUAACAGUUACGUUACGAAUUCAGUCCAGUUACCUAGUGAUACUUAUAAACGGAAAUACGCUCUCUACACACACUGCUCGACUGUAGCUCCCAGUAGCAAAGAAGACAAAAGCUUCAAGGUGUCUCCAGUGUUUGACAUUCUUGGUUGUCCUACUUCCCGUGAUGAGUGUCCCAUCAGUUCGGCUUGUAUGGUGAAGGACCUACAAUGGGAAAGCGUAAAGUCUCAAGCACGACCCUGGAACAACCUGUCGCUCCGUGAUGCAGUCGGAGCUGCUUUGUCGAUACUCAUCAGCAAACCCAAACCUGGGUCGCGUCGACAACCAACACGUCAGUCUCAUCGAACCAAGGAAUGGGAUCACGAUACUCUUAGACUUCACUCUUGGUUUAAUGCAAUAUGUCUCUUGGAGAUCCCCGCCUCCUUGAAGCAGAUGUUUUUGACUGUCCGUAGGAAGCUUGAGGAGGAUUACGUUUUAUGCGUAUUCUGUCGAAACAAUGGGGAGUCACCUGAAGUCUACGUGACCCAUGAGGUGAAGGAUCAGAACGGUCGAGUUACAUGCCCGGUACUGCGUAUUCUUUCGUGUCCAAACUGCCAUGCCACCGGUGACCACGCUCAUACUAUUCGGUAUUGUCCACAUCCGAGGCAAUUCAACUAACUUGUACUUUAUAUAUUAUGUGUAUGACUGUCGUUAUGUUUUUUCUCUUACUUCCUUACUCCUUUGUACACGUUACCACCUCAUCUCACGUAUGUGUCUUUUAUGUUCGUUAAUUCAAUUCAAGCAUUUCUUCUAGUGCCUUUUGGUUUCCGAGACGUUUACGUCGUGACUUUUUUCGCUGUUGUAGAGCGGAAUACCACAACUGCGUGCGGAUAUGUCAGGGUAUGAGACUAAGUAUGGUUUGAAUGACAAUGAACGACGGGGUUGGGGAGGACAAGUGGGUUCGUUGCCGACCUUCAGUAAGUAGCAUUAAGUUUCUGCGGCUAUCUUAAGGGCCACUCGAGUAACUAAUUGGAUGGCAGUAUUCCGCCUGGGAUUACCUGGCGCCGAAGCAUGAGGGUGGUUCACUCGCGC